AAGCGCGCAGUGGGCGGAGUCUGUUGCUGAGCGGGAGUGACGAGUUGUUCGCAGGCUCCGCUCAGCCACCGGGAAUGAUGCAGUCAGUCCGGGCGGACACCGCGCUGCCUCAGCAGGCCGGCCUGAUUAUCACAUGGCUGAAGAAGAUGUUCGGUGACAAAGCUCCGCCUCCCUACGAGGUGAACACGCGGACCGUGGAGCUCUUGUGUCAGUUAGCGGAGUGGAACGAGACGCGGGAUAAGGAUCUGACUCUCGUCGUCGAGGAUCAGAAGAUGAAGACGGCCGAGAUAAAAGCUGAAGCCGCUUACCUGCAGGAGCUGCUCUCGGACAGUCUGGGUCCAUCCUACACCAACCUCUCUCGUAUGGGGAAUACAUAUUUAAACCAGCUUGUUGACAGUUGCCAGGCGCUGGAGAUAAAGGACUCUUCACUUACCAGCUACAUCCCGGCAGUGAAUGACCUGAGUUCUAAGCUGGUGGCCAUAGAGGCCAGUAAUCAGGAGCUGGAACUGGAGCUGAUAAACGUGAGAAAGAAUUUAACCAAUGCCCUAGUGCUGGAGAAAUCCCUGGAACUGGAUGUCCGGAAAGCAGAAGAGCAGUGCAGUAUGGAAAAAGCCAAAGUGGAGGUCCGAUCACAGAAUAUGAAGAAACUGAAAGACAAAUCGGAGGAGUAUAAAUACAAGAUAGAGACUGCUAAGGAUGAGCUGUCAGCAGCAGGGAUGGAGGACUCUCUGACGCAUCGCUCUUUGGUGGCUCUGUCUGAGACGCUGACGGAGCUUAAAGAACAAUCCACAGCUACAAAGGAGAAGCUUAAAUCUUACCUGGACCUAGCCCCUAAUCCAUCGCUGGUAAAGUUGAAGAUUGAAGAGGCAAAGAGGGAACUGAAGGCGACAGAAGAGGAAUUCAACAUGAAAGUGGACAUGAUGGAGUUUGUGCUUCCGGAGCAGAGGAGACGGAUCAAUUGAACAAACGUCGGCUUGUGAUUUCCCCC
Nanorana parkeri is the source of this 988-nucleotide messenger RNA. RefSeq names its product HAUS augmin like complex subunit 1 (gene HAUS1). NCBI's taxonomy places the organism in Eukaryota, Metazoa, Chordata, Amphibia, Anura, Dicroglossidae. Gene Ontology annotation, cellular component: cytosol; HAUS complex. The transcript is spliced from 9 exons. Bases 75 to 962 code for a protein of 295 amino acids. Gene Ontology annotation, biological process: centrosome cycle; spindle assembly. The record is from RefSeq and is a predicted model, not a curated record.